AUUUGGUUUUACUUUCUUGUUAUAGUUCUGUUACUGUCAUAAUUUACAUCAGAUAUAGAAAAGAUUAUACAUGGAUAUGAGCUUCAUGUUUUUUACAAUUUCCGUGAGGUUUCUUGCCUACUACAAAAUUAUGGCAGCUGUCUUUGAGAACAUUCUGGACAUAACGCCUAAACCAGACAUUGGGAAGAAAAUUGCUGACUUCUUGGAGGAGAAUGGUAUCUCUCCAGUACAUGCGCUGCUGUACCUGUCCGGGAGCAUCCUGAUCUUAAACUUCAUUUUUACGGUUCAACCGAUAGCUAUAAAUGCUAUAAUUAUGUGCAAAAAUCAUAAGUACCAACUUCCAAAAUUGAGCGGCGAUAGCGCAGACAUUGAAGCAGGAAUCCUUUUGAAUCAUGGAACGUCCCCUCCACUCUUCUUCUCGGCUCCCACUCCCCGCAAAACUUUGCAAGAUCCUUCUCCAGACUUGCUACAACACAGACUACUUCAGGAGCCAGCUAAAGUACAUUUUGAGGAUGAAGUACCUCAGCGCAAAGUACACAAACCGGACCCUCCAAUCAAAGGAAUGUUUCAGAGUCCUUUGAACUAAAUUGAAAAGAACAACCGCAGGCAAAUUAAUCUUCAGUUGUAAGAAAGUGUG
Molecule: messenger RNA, 637 nt
Organism: Macrosteles quadrilineatus (aster leafhopper)
Lineage: Eukaryota; Metazoa; Arthropoda; Insecta; Hemiptera; Cicadellidae
Exons: 3
Coding region: 71-586 (171 amino acids)
Source: RefSeq, a predicted model, not a curated record